UACUGUUCGACCAAUAGCUAAUGGCCGACUGGAAAAUCAAGUAACCUCUUGAGUGUGUGUGCGUGUCAUGUUUUUAAUUGUCAAAAAUGGUUCAAGCCGGGUCGAAAAAAUCCACAGUUUCAAAAAUAAAUAGUAAAACUGGAAUCAGUAGUUUAAUUAUUUUUGUAGUAUUACUGUUAGCAUGGAUCGCCGGUUUUUCAUCACGAUUAUUUGCAGUUAUUAGAUUUGAGAGUAUAAUUCAUGAAUUCGAUCCUUGGUUUAAUUAUAGAGCUACGGCUUAUAUGGUAAAACAUGGUUUUUACAAUUUUUUGAACUGGUUUGAUGAAAGAGCAUGGUAUCCGUUGGGAAGAAUUGUGGGGGGUACUGUGUACCCUGGUUUAAUGUUAACAUCAGGGAGCAUACACUACAUAUUACAUUUGCUUCAUAUAAAUGUACAUAUUCGUGAUAUAUGUGUAUUUUUGGCACCAGUUUUCAGUGGAUUAACAGCCAUUUCAACAUAUUUCCUCACUAAAGAGUUAUGGUCAGCGGGUGCGGGUCUGUUUGCUGCCUGUUUCAUUGCCAUCGUGCCUGGUUACAUCAGUCGUUCUGUUGCGGGCAGUUAUGAUAAUGAAGGAAUUGCAAUAUUUGCAUUACAAUUCACUUAUUUCUUAUGGAUCAAAUCUGUAAAAACUGGAUCUGUAUUUUGGGCGGUGGCUGCAUCACUAUCCUAUUUCUACAUGGUUUCUGCAUGGGGAGGUUACGUCUUCAUUAUAAAUUUGAUACCACUUCAUGUUUUUGUACUAUUACUCAUGGGAAGAUUUUCAAAUAGAUUAUUUACAAGUUAUACAACAUUUUACAUCUUAGGACUGAUAUUUUCUAUGCAAAUACCCUUUGUAGGUUUUCAACCUAUAAGAACAAGUGAACAUAUGGCAGCAUCAGGUGUAUUUGCUUUAAUGUUUGCUGUGGGAUUUUUGAAAUACCUGCAAACAAUGAUGUCAAAGUCUGAGUUCAAGUCACUUGUAAUUUUCGGUGGUUUUAUUUCUGCUGGAAUUGUGUUUUUAACUGUUGUUAUCCUCACUUAUGCUGGAUAUGUGGCACCAUGGAGUGGAAGAUUUUACUCGCUGUGGGACACAGGUUAUGCUAAAAUUCACAUACCAAUCAUUGCAUCUGUAUCUGAACAUCAGCCCACAACUUGGUUUUCAUUUUUCUUUGAUCUACAUAUUCUCAUAGCAACAUUCCCUGCGGGUUUGUGGUAUGUUAUCAAAAAUAUAAAUGAUGAACGAGUUUUUGUUGUUCUGUAUGCCUUGAGCGCAGUAUAUUUUGCUGGAGUUAUGGUACGUCUUAUGCUCACUUUAACUCCUGUUGUUUGUAUAUUGAGCGGCAUAGCAUUUUCGGGUUUGUUGGAGUUGGUUUUAAGAGAAGACGAUAACAUCCGUGGUGAAGAUAGUGAGGAAGAUGAACAUUCCACCCCAAGCAAGAGGCUAUAUGACAAGUUACCAAAAGAAGCAAAAACAAAAUCAAAAUCCGGAAAACCUGUAGGAAACAAAGCAUCUACACCACAGGCGGGAAGGGUACCAAAAAUGAAGCACGAACAAUCUAAAGAAUCAGAUGGUAUAGGAGCAAAUGUCCGGAGCAUUGUCACAGUGGUGAUAUUAUUGUUGUUAAUGUUAUUUGCCGUCCACUGUACCUGGGUAACCAGCAAUGCCUAUUCCAGCCCUAGUAUAGUUUUGGCAUCAUAUGGAAGCGAUGGAACUAGGCAGAUUUUAGAUGAUUUCAGAGAGGCAUACUUUUGGUUGUCUCAGAAUACCGCUGAUGAUGCCCGGGUUAUGAGUUGGUGGGAUUAUGGGUAUCAAAUAGCAGGUAUGGCGAAUCGUACAACUCUAGUCGAUAAUAACACUUGGAAUAACAGUCAUAUAGCACUUGUUGGAAAGGCUAUGUCUUCUAAUGAAAGUGCAGCCUAUGAGAUAAUGACUGCUCUAGAUGUCGACUAUGUUCUUGUGAUCUUUGGUGGUGUUAUUGGUUAUUCAGGUGACGAUAUUAAUAAAUUUUUGUGGAUGGUUCGUAUUGCUGAAGGAGAACAUCCCAAGGAUAUCAGGGAAAGUGACUAUUUCACAGAACAUGGUGAAUUCCGUGUCGAUGAGGAGGGUUCUCCGACAUUACUGAAUUGUUUAAUGUACAAAUUAAGUUACUACAGAUUUGGGGAGCUUAAGUUAGAUUAUAGAACACCUGCAGGAUUCGACCGUACUCGAAAUGCCGUUAUUGGCAACAAAGAUUUCCAACUGACUUACUUAGAAGAAGCCUAUACUACCGAGCAUUGGCUAGUGAGAGUAUACAGGGUGAAAAAACCAGAUGAAUUUAAUAGACCUAGAAUACCAGUAGCAAAUAGAGUUGUUAAGUCUCCCAAUUUUGUGUCUAAAAAGAGUACUAAGCGUAAAAAGGGUUCCAUCAAGAAUAGACCCAUUAUAGUAAAGGGAAAGAGACUGUCAACAAAACAAUAAUAGAGGGAACGAAGAAUUAAUAGUUAAUUAUUUUUAUUGUUAAUUGUUUCAUUAUCACAUAAUUUACGUACCUAAAAAAUUCAAUAUUUGUGUAUAAAAAUGACAUUCAGAGUAAGUUGACUGUGUUCAGAUUUUAUUUUCUUGUGAAAAAGUGAUAAACAACAUCAGUUCACAAUGUGAUAAUUGUGUAAAAAUAAAGCCAAUAAAUUUUUUUGCACUAAAAA
Anoplophora glabripennis (Asian longhorned beetle) is the source of this 2701-nucleotide messenger RNA. It is a transcript of the gene Stt3B, whose product is annotated as dolichyl-diphosphooligosaccharide--protein glycosyltransferase subunit STT3B. The record is from RefSeq and is a predicted model, not a curated record. NCBI's taxonomy places the organism in Eukaryota, Metazoa, Arthropoda, Insecta, Coleoptera, Cerambycidae. Gene Ontology annotation, biological process: post-translational protein modification. Gene Ontology annotation, molecular function: dolichyl-diphosphooligosaccharide-protein glycotransferase activity. The coding region runs from base 87 to 2477 and encodes 796 amino acids. Gene Ontology annotation, cellular component: membrane. The transcript has 13 exons.